AUGGCCGAUAAGAUGAGGCUCUACGCCGGGGACGAGGACAUAGACCUGGAGGAGCUGGAGCGUGCUUUGACCAUCGUCAGGAGGAAGAUGGCGGAUCCCGCGGCCUUCCCGGGCUUCCUCGAAAACCCUGAGGUGUCCAACCUCAACCUCACGAGAGAGCUUGAGCGCGCAGAGCGCAUGCUCAAGGCCCAGAUGAGCAUCAACCGUGACUUGCACGUAGAGCUCGAGGAGGCGUGCCGGAGGUCUACCCUGGACCGGGGAGAGCUAGGCCAGAAGCUGCGGGACUUCGAGGCCCUCGCCCUCGAGCGGCUUACCGUGAUUAACCGGCUGGAGGCCCAGGUGAAGCAACUUCUGUACGGGCCGGCGAGGAGGCAGCGCCUGGGAGCCCCCGGCGACGCCUCGGCGGCCCAGAUGGAGCAGGAGCAAGAAAGCGCGCUACUCAGCGAGUUGGCCGAGGGUGACUUCUCCGCCGACCAAAACAUCGUCGAGGUUUGGGUGGUCGGUGCCGAGCUGGAGCCCGGGGUGCUUUCGGCCGGAUCGUCGAGCUUCAUCGUCGUGGACUUCUUUGACUUCGAGAGCCAGGCGACCCCUCUGCUGCCCGGGGUGUCGCCGGCCUUUGACUUCGCGACGACGUUCAAGGUCACCGUGGACGACUUUUUCUUGCGCUUCCUUGGCACCGAGGGCCUCGUGCUCGAGCUCAACCAGGCUAGGGCCGCGGAUUUCGAGCUGGUCGGACGAAGGCAGGUGGCGCUGUCCGGCCUCCUGUCGUCGAAGCCGAGGAUCAUCCUGCAGAGGGAGCCGCUCAUCUCCACGCGGGACGGGGCGGUCGUGGGCUACGUGCACGUCGAGAUCCGGAUGGCUCUGCCUGUGACGGAGCUGUACGCUCUCUUCCUGGAGCGAAGGCCGGAGGAGAAGGAGAGGGUAGAACAAGCCAGGCUUAUGGAGGCCAAGGCGAACGGAUAUCUAACGCCAGCAGACGCCGCCGCCGCCGCCCGCAACGGAGCGAUGAAUUCCACACUCCACGGAGGCCUCGGCCUCGCGGGGGACACGACGCGCUUGCGCAACGAGCUGGAAGUGGUUAUCAUUGGAUGUCGCGACCUCCCCUCCAGGGCACAAGCGGGAAAGGACAGUGUUGCACCAGCAGCCUACGUUCACUACCAGCUCCUGGGGUUCCAAGAUGUUUUCACCCCGGUGGUGCACGGUUUGCGCGACCCGAGUUUCCGGCACUCCACCUCCUUUCCCGUCGCCACGGAUGACAAGUUGCUGCGUUUCCUUUCUCGUCACCGCCUGACCGUCACAGUAAUGGACGAUCUCGCCAACGGACCCGGCGAUCCGGACGCCAAUCAGGAGGGUGGUGAUGCGUGGCCAGAUGACGACGAAUCGGAGGGCAACUCACAAAGACCGUUCUUCCUGGCUGACUCUCAAGCACAGGGCUUGAUCGGAGAGGCUCUGAUCGACCUCUCCCCGCUGGCGGAAGGGCGUCCGGUGGUUGCCGGCUGGACUACGGUCGAGGACGCCACGGGGAGGUCAGCGGGAAAGGUCUGCGUCUCCGCGCGUUGGGUGAAGCCGCUGCGGACGGGGGGUGAUCCGGGCCCGCACGGCCUGUCGUCGGAGGAGGUCGAGGGGCUCAUGGCGCGCUUCUCGCCAGAAAAGGACGGCCAGGCGCGUGCAUCGGUCGUGAACUACAUCGCCUUCCUGAAGGAGAGUGAUCCCCCACCCGCCGUCCUGGCGGCCCUGAGCCAGAUGCAGACCUUCCUCGCCGAUGCCUCCGAGCGGGAUGGUCUCUCCGCCACCGAGGCCCUUGGGGCUGUCCUGGGUGUAGAAGGGUCUGACCCUAAAACACAACUGUCGGAGGAGGCUUUCGUGUCUGCCCUGCUGUCCUCGGCAAGCCUCACGGCAUCCCCCGACGAGCUCGCCGCAGCGUACGCGUACACCGCUGGAGGCAGCGGCAGCGGCGGAGGCACUGGUUCUCAUCACGGCCUUACCCUUGAGCAUCUAGCUGCGUUUGCUUCCUGUGGCGGCGGCGGCGGCGGGGGCGGGGGCGCGGGCUCCGGCGGCGACUGGGUGAGCUGGAUCGGCGCGGUGCGCCCGGGGGAUGGCGGCGCAGCUGCUCGGCGGGCGCUCGUGAAAGCACGGGUCAAGUGUCGGGACGCCGGGCUGUUGGGGCGCUCCUUCCCCGGCGAGGUCUUCGCCAAGCUGGACCCCGAGGGCGCGGGGCGGGUAGGUCGCCCUGCCUUCAAGCGUGGGCUGCGGGAGAUGGGGUUCGCCCUGGUGGACGAAGCUCCGGAGAGCAACAGCGAAGGGCUGUUGGGGGGGGAUCAGCAGUGGCGCGCGAUUAAGGCGGGGCAGGAGGGGGGACGGGGACGGGCAGCGGGCGGGGGUCUUGGAAACAUGCUGGAAGAGGCCGCCUCGGCAACGGCGACCCACGCCGACGAGGAGAUCAGGCUGAGAAGGGCGGAGGGAGAAGAACGGGACGAGGCGAGGAGACAAGCGUUCCGAGAAAAGGUUCAGGACAUCGAGAGAGCUACCGCGGAAAAGAUUGACGCGGCCGAAGCUCUUUCUGGAGGCGACGGUGUAGGUCCUAAAGGAGAGGGAAUCGAGCCCCGCAUUGUCAACCUCGACAACGACAAUCGCACCCUCGACGGCAGCGGAAACGGGACGGGCCUUGCUCCCCCGAACCAACACCCGUCCUCCACCGUCGCCAGAAACAGCCAGGCGCGAAUUGGACCCGCCGGUGGCGGGCUCGGACGAGACGCCGCCGCUUCUCUCGUGCAGUCGAGAUUCCGCGGGUACCGCACCAGAAGGGGUCUCGUUGGCGGCGGUGGAGCUGAAGGUCUGACCGCCGGAGGAAAAAGCGGAGCGGGGGGGCAGCCGGAUGGUGUCUCAGGAGAGGGUGGUCUUGUCGAUGGUGUCGACCGCAAGGGGAAGAGCUCCGUGCUCGACCUCGAGGUGGGCAAGUUAUGA
Messenger RNA from Ectocarpus sp. CCAP 1310/34, 2964 nucleotides. The record is from the annotation of a GenBank genome assembly. NCBI's taxonomy places the organism in Eukaryota, Phaeophyceae, Ectocarpales, Ectocarpaceae.